This is a messenger RNA of Filobasidium floriforme, 4282 nucleotides long. Its product is annotated as SIT4 phosphatase-associated protein-domain-containing protein. Gene Ontology annotation, molecular function: protein phosphatase regulator activity; protein phosphatase binding. Gene Ontology annotation, cellular component: nucleus; cytosol. The record is from RefSeq and is a predicted model, not a curated record. The coding region runs from base 91 to 4089 and encodes 1332 amino acids. Lineage: Eukaryota; Fungi; Basidiomycota; Tremellomycetes; Filobasidiales; Filobasidiaceae. The transcript is spliced from 9 exons.
CCACUGGAUCAGCAGCACACACAUUAUAUAUCGUUUAGCAGCAAGCAUAAAGCGUGCAUAUAGUCAGCUCCGGCAACCCGUCCUGCAAUCAUGUUUUGGCGGAUGAACCCCGGCUUGAAUGCCUCGUCUACCUUGGAGGCCACGCUGGAUAGAGCGCUCGGUGGGAACGGCGGAGAUUCGAGCUCAAACUCGCAGUAUUCCGGCAACAGAGGAUCAGGAGGUGCAGGAUCUAGCGGCGGCGGUGGAAUGCACAACGUCUUGGAUCAGCUGUUGGACGAGACGGAUCUCCUGAGCGAGCUCAAGGCGGGCAAUGCUAGACUGAUACAGGUCCUGUCGGCGAGGGACAAUGUGCGCGGGCUGAUCGCUUGGUCGGUAUACGGGACCGACGAGAUUGAGCGUCACGCCGAUACCGCUGAACGGAGGAUCCUCGAGGACCUGGUAAAGCAAGGUGGCCUCGCCAGUCUGGACUCGAGCACAGCGAACGGAGACAAGACCGGUAGUACCGGAGGUUUAUCGCCAGCGUCCACACAUGACAAAGCUGCAUCUGAAACCACCGAGCGGUCUGAAAGUCCCACUAGUAGCGGCCUUUGGGGAAACUUUCCCAACGCCUCACCGCAACCGGACGUCGAAGGCGAUGCCAAACGACAGCGUUAUCCGCAUCUCGCGACCGAGAUCCUCUGUGCGGAUUAUUUCCAGAUCAGCGAGACGCUCUGGUCGGAUCUGCCGGGCCUGUUGGGACCGAUAUGGGACAUCAUACUGGGUUCUCGCGAGGAAGCGCUUGGCAUGUCAGUCGUCGAGGGGUGCGAUACGCCCGAGAUGCGAUCGCGAUUACGGGCUCAUGUGCGGUAUGAGCUCGAGCGUACGAAGAGCGAGAGGGACGAGGAUGAUGACAAGCGCAGGGAGAUCAUCCGAGGUAAUUGGACCCGGAUCAACGGCAUGUUGUUGACGAAAAGACCCACGCAGAUGUUCAAGUUUAUCCAAGAGAUACCUUCUGUCGUGUCAAGGCUGGUCGACAGGAUUGACAGCCCAUCCAUACAGGAUACCAUACUCCGUCUGAUCACAUGCGAAGAAGCCGGUGUGGUUGGAGUGAUCGAGUGGUUACGACAAGAAAAUUUCAUUCCAAAACUGCUGUCCCUCUUGUCCCCCUACGAAAGUCCCUCGACACACUUCACGAUCACAGAAAUCGUCAAGGCGAUCAUCAAUCUGACCUCUCCAAACGCCUUCAGUCCAAAUGGAGGCAAUGGUGGUGAUCAGGGAGAGGCCGGCUCUGCUUCAGACGGGGCGAACGCUGCGGCGCAUGCCAAUGCGAGCAGUCCUUUGGAUCCAACGUCUGGGCCGAUAGCGACCUCUGCAAAUGCAACGAACGACUCCGCCGCUCCGAUCGGUCAGAGGGACAACCGCCUUAUCCGGGAAUUGGUCAUGCCAGAGAACAUCGCCAUGCUGGUGGAAGCGGUGAAGAGAACAGUUGCGACGACGGACGGGACCGUUCCGGAGCAAGACCGCCAUCGUACUUCUCUGGUCGAGGUAGACUUGGACGAUGGAUCAGCAAAUACGUCCGCUAGCAAGACGACCGAUAUCCCAGUACAGAACGCGUCGGAGCCAUAUUCGUUCGACCCCUAUCAAGUCACCAAGCUACCUUCGAUCGCCUCUGUCACGUCUUCCUUCUGCCAAUCGAUAACAAUCUUGAUCGAGUUGAUCAGGAAAAACAACUCCGACUAUUCCGAGCCUUAUCUCUUCCAUUCGAUCAGGAACCGUCUCAUGGGAAUGCAGCAACGCAAAGUCGAGAUUAGAUUCCAGGCUAAAGAUCAGGCAGAUCAGGAGGACAAGCACACGUCUUCGCUAGAGGAGGACGCACAGGACAGACAGGACAUGGAGGAUACGAUGGCCAAGAUGAGCGAGAAGCUCGGCAUAGUACACCUCGGACCGUUAUUGUCCCAGGUCAGAGAGCACAUAGGAGAGCUGCAAGAAGCGAUCCUCCACCCGCGUCAUCCGGAACGAUCACGCAUUCCGGGCGUUCCGAAUCCUCUUACCACCGAGAGGUUCCGUAUAGUAGAGCUUUAUGCGGAGAUGCUCCAUUGCUCGAACAUGUCCAUCCUCAACCGAGCCAAGGGUUCCGGCCCGGAUUACACCGCUGAUGGUCGGCUCGAAGGCGGCCUCGAUGCCCUCGAGAAGCUAGGGACUGCUCUGGAAGGUGUCACUGAAGCGGGCAACGGAAACGACGAAGUGCUCAACGAGGUGACACCUGCAAGAGAUCUGCCCGUUAGCAGCUCUGGGUCCACGAACUGUUCAUUGACUGGCUCGGACGACGAGGGAGAGGACCCAGUUUCGGAACACACCGUGCAAAUCAAUUCCUCUGAAGCCAAUUCAGGUGACGUGGAGUCAGCUCCUUCCGUGCGCCCGGAAGAGGAGGAGGAAGAGGAACCUUCAACCCCGAAACAGACAUUGUUUGAAGACAUGACCACGGCAACAGACAAACUCAGCCUUUCUACGGAAGCGUCUAGUGAAACCGAAACGCAGACGGCAAAGAGGUUGGCCAACGUACGAAACCCAGCCGGUGCUUCCGUGGAGAACACCCACCGCGAAGAGCCUGCAACGACGAUGACAAGUGGAGAUGUCCUGAAGCAGUUGUACAUCGACCACCGGGUAUUGCUUUCCGUUGUCGAUAUCUUUUUUGAACACCCGAGCAACAAUUUCCUCCAUAAUGUCAUAUACGACAUCGUUCAGCAGGUGCUCAACGGCCGGAUCGAUCAAGGCUACAACCGUCGACUUGUUUACGAGCUGUUCUGCGAUGCGAAGAUUGUCGAGAAGAUUCUAGAUACUCAAAGGCUCAACGUGGAACUGUGCCAAGGUAAAAGAUCGAGGAGAUUGGGCCUGAUGGGCCACAUGCUUCUAAUAGCAGACGAACUCGAAAAAUUCUUCGAGCGGUGUCCCCCGGAGCUCUAUGAGAGCAUAGAACACUCUUUCGUGCGGUCAGAAUGGAACGCCUUUGUAGCGGGCGAGCUGCGGGAAAGUCGUCAGCGAGAUGCUCAGCCCCUAGGUGGCGGCCGUCCUUCCGCGUUGGCAGCGGCGAAUGCUGCCAAGCAAGAUUGGGACAAUGGGGAAGAAGAAGAGGACGUCUCCGGAGCAUUAGCUGGUCAGCCUCUGACCAGAUCCGUCUCUUCCGGUGACGCCUUUAGUGGCUCUUUCGGCUUUGGCACCGCUGAAAACGAAGACUCUAGGUUCCGUGUGUUCAACAAGUUCUUGACCAAUGAGACCUAUUCGGGGUCGUUCGCUUCAUCGGAUGAGGAUAGUGACGAUAGUUCCGAGUCACCCCGGGCAAAUCGCGGAGGUCGUCAGCAAAUGCUGUCAGAUGGCUUCGAGAACGCCUUUUCACCUUCUAGCGAUCCGGGCGAGAUGGACGACGGCUUUGGCGACUUUGUCGCAGCCGAUCCGUUUGGCGACUCGUUUGAAGCGCCAUACCAGAAACCCCGGAUGAGUAUACAUGCCAAUCGACCAAUGACAGCGGCGGAUUUUGCCAACCAGGCUUUCCGAGAGCAAUUCGCCGGAGAAUCUGCAACGAGAUCCGGCGCGGACGACAGCAGCGAUGACGAUGACGACGAAGAUGAUGAUGACGAAGCUAGCGAGCAUGCUCACGGUAUCAUCGUCGAGCCCGAUCAUGGGGGAUUCGAGUCGGCUGCGCAAUUCUUGGCAGCCAACUGGUCCGUCCCUGGAGGUCAUUUGGAAUCAGGACGGGUUCGACAAUCCACAAGAUCCGCCAAUGCCCGCGCAAGAUCAUGGGAUGAUGCGAAUUCGAGUAGCAACGGCAGUGUUUCAAGCCCCUCGCCAGGUUCCUCUCCAGAGGCAAUCAAAUCACUACAUCCGGCCGCGCAGAUCGGUCGACGGUUAUCCGGAUCGCAAGCCUUGUCUCCCCCUAGUCCGACGUUGGUGCGAGCCACUGAUCCCAGCGAACCGUAUGGCCACGGCGUCUCGCCGGAUACGACUGUUCGCGAAGACGGAAAAUUGGAGCGCAACAUCGACGGGCGUACUGUCACGGCACCCCAGGACGACCUCACAUUGGCCGCUAAUCAUGCGCGCAAAAAUUCCCGCUGAUUAGACUACACAUCGAUUAUGAACGUAUGCAUACUCGCGACAGGCGAUCCUCGAUCAGGCGGAACGUCAGGCUAGUUGUACUUAGAGAGCUUGAAGUUGUAUUGUCUCAAACCUUGCAUUCCCAAAAUUGGCUGGCUGUAUUUGAGCGUGCCCGAGCUGGAUCCCAAUCGGCAUCUUCGGUGAAGCAGAGCGA